Messenger RNA from Diaporthe batatas, 3192 nucleotides. RefSeq lists its product as uncharacterized. Lineage: Eukaryota; Fungi; Ascomycota; Sordariomycetes; Diaporthales; Diaporthaceae. The record is from RefSeq and is a predicted model, not a curated record. Bases 747 to 2126 code for a protein of 459 amino acids. The transcript has a single exon.
GGCUACCGAUUUCCAGGCCAUGGUGCCUCUUUAAGAGGUGUCUUGUCCUACCUAUCGACCCGCAUUUGGCCUCGUCGGUCACCACCUAUAUUUAAAGGGAAUCGCAGUUCUGUUCCUUUGUAUCCAUCCGGCCCGGCCACAGCCUACAUCAUACCCGCCCAAGUUAGGCCCUUACGAAAGACCAGUUUCGAGUCUUGCAGACCAGAGCCGCCAUUUGCUCUCGCAUACACAUCCCAGCCAACUAACCUCAUCUCUGACCUGUCUCGACCAGAGCCCGUCACAUAGACCGCUCGACCACACCAUCGUCGACCGUCUUGUUCCGUUGACUUGUUGUUUUGAGCCUCCCACCCGACCAGCUUCGGCCUCGGAUCGCAUGUUCCCAUGUCUUUACAGUCAGCCCGAUAUUUAAAAGAUCGUUUCGUCUCUGACACGGCCGACUGACACAACCUGGGACCGGGCUUGGGCUGGACCUAAGUGGUUGCUUAAACUCUGACCCGCCAAAAAACAUAGCCAGACCACACAAAGCGGCACAGGAUCCUUCCCUGUCGUCGUCUUUGUCCACUUCGAAGCAAGCCUUUGGUCGACCUCAUAUUAUAGAGACUGAGCCUUUGGUCGGCCCUCACAUUAUAGAGACCGACAGCUUCGACUGAAAACUCGACCGGCUUUCCACACCAGAGCCAACUUUCCAAACCUCGAGUCUUGACCAGCCGCCCCAUCUGUUUCAUACACACCCACCCACCGUCAAGAUGUGUGUCAAGAACAUCUACCAUAACGCCUACGUCGAUGGUGAGAAGGACGUCACUGAACGGGUUGACGCAUGCCGAUCCGGCCACAUGUGCAGCGAUCCCAUAGUGCGCGAGUUCGACCGCAAGAUCAACUGCACUAGAUUACAGCUUUCGGUCGCCCCUGGGCGGAACGACUCUCCCUCUUCGUCGCUCAAGGACAGGCAGCCAACGCCCUACUACUUUGACCACCAGCCGUCUCCACCUUACAGCCAGAGUGACAGAGAACGUCGGCGUGACAAGCGUGCCAGCCAGCGACUCUACGUCGACGGAGACCGCGUGGCCGACUAUGGCCUGCGCAGAAGCGGCUCUCGCCGGGCGGAACCGAUCCCCAUCCCCAAGGUGCGUCGGUCAUCGACCAUGCCAAUCGAUGAUGGCUAUUACAGCGAGCCAAGGCGUGAGCACCGUUCACGUCCCGUCAUUGUUGAGGGCGGCGACCAUUCUCGCCGUUCUUCUUCAUCACAGCGACGGGAGUCAUCUGCGGUUCCCUUGGGCCCUUACGAUGUGUUAUACAACUAUGGUGCUGGGUCCUCCCGGCGGGACCGUGAAAGACACGCCCGUGACUCUUACCUGGAACCAACACGCUCGCACCGUCGCCACUCGAAGUCGCCCGUGGAAGUCCACACGGAGCCCGAUCAAUACGAUCGUGAGCGCCGCCGCUCGAGGCGCGCGAAGCCUACCAUCAUCGACGGUCCUGCCACUACCGGCAUCUCUGCUGAUGUGGUCUAUGGUUCUUCGCCCUUCGGCGGGUCAUACGGCUCCUCGUAUGGCUCGCACCCCUCUGAAGAUGCUUGGGCACGCCACGCCGCGUUCGGCACCCAGACACCACCAGACAGCCGCGCCCCUGCUGUCAAGGGCGUCCGUUGGGAUGAUGACCCACGCGCCGCUCAGAACGCCAAGAUCAACAGCCGGCCCAGGCUCAGCCGCUCUGCAACCAUCACAGGAGCUGGGACUGGCUCACACCUCCACGGCGAGGUGAAGGGAAUCCUGAAGAACACCAAGCCGACCACCUGGGGCACAGCCGCCGAGGCUGACUCUGGCCCCCCGCCAGCUGUCCAGCCUCUGCGGCGGGAGGAACUCGACGACCUGUACAAGUCUGCCCGGGGAAUAGGCGUUGAUGACCGGGAGACAUCAACACAGCGGCAGGCCAGGCUGGAGAAAGAGGUGCGCGAUGACAGAGAGUACCGCGACCGGCUCAUGAAUCGAUUCAGCCCUCGGGACCGGCGAUCAUCCUUUGACAUGCCACCCAGGCGCUUUACCGUGGAGAAGGGGUCAAGAGGAGGCAGGAGGUCCGAGGUAUUCUAUCCCGAUGAGGGAAGAUACAAGUACACGCAAGGGUAUUGAGCUCAGUCCACUGACACUUUCCGACAUACUGCAUGGUUUAUUGCAAGGCAUCUGAUUUGAUCAGCGUUUGAUUCUUCCGGUUUGGAGUUAGGAGCAAGGUCCGUCUCACUCGCUUCAGAGCAUCUACAAAACAAAGACGGGAGGGAGCGUUGCACCGUGACAAUAGAACCCAUGCACUGCCGCAUACAGCACAACAUUCUUUAUCAUAGACAAUUCAAACUUUUCUUUUGUUCGUCAUAUAUGCUAGAACCUUUCUUCAUCACAAUGAAACCUCGAGUCCAUGAUGGCAGAAUUCGAUCCAAGGCAUCAAACACACCCACACCAAACAUUUCAGCAGCAGAACCAGACAACCAGAUAAGCCGAGAUGCGAAAUAAACUUCGCACCAUGACGCGAAUGCCGAUCAUCACGGGCACACUCUGGGACCUAGACUGGGAAUGCGGCCAGCCCCAGAUCCACAGGUCACCAACCACGGGUGUCCGCCCGCCGAGGCCCAACCCGGCGGAGGAUAGUAUUGGCCAACCGGAGAAGCCCAACAGGUUGCUGUCCACGGGCGGAUCCCCAAGCAGCCCGGAGUUUCCCAGCUCCUUGUUUGCAUCGACCCGGCGGUCCGACCUUGGGGUGCCUGGGUGCUCGCCUCACUGCCGUCAUCCGACCUCUUGGGGGGUGGCGGGCUGCCGGCACACCCCGGUCUGCCACAAGGCGAGCGAGUUCCACCAGCUGGGAUGAUCGCGGCACCGUCCAUUCAAGUUUCCCCCAAUUCCCGAGGCGGUGGGGCGCGCCAUGCUGCACCCGCAUUGCAUGGCCUUUGCAGCAGGGCACCAGGGCAGCAGAGGAUCGUGUCUCUUGAUCGACUUGGCUAAGGCGUCUCACAUUGCAUACCACUACCAACCAAGAAAAAAAGGAAGGAAAAAAACAGUCCCCAUCAGAGCCGGGCAAUUCCUUCUAUGGUGUUCUCCACUGCCGCGCCGGUUUGCUUGGUAGUACUCCCUGGGGGAACCCCCGGGGCAACGCACGGAUGGGGCAUGUUUCAUCAUCCUUCACUUGCGGGCCGCACAACAAGGGACG